Messenger RNA from Nelumbo nucifera (sacred lotus), 1895 nucleotides. It is a transcript of the gene SRT1, whose product is annotated as sirtuin 1. The record is from RefSeq and is a predicted model, not a curated record. Gene Ontology annotation, cellular component: nucleus. Gene Ontology annotation, biological process: negative regulation of transcription by RNA polymerase II. NCBI's taxonomy places the organism in Eukaryota, Viridiplantae, Streptophyta, Magnoliopsida, Proteales, Nelumbonaceae. Gene Ontology annotation, molecular function: histone deacetylase activity, NAD-dependent; NAD+ binding; transcription corepressor activity.
GUGUAGGGGAGAAGCUUUGCGUACUUGGGAGAGCCAAAGAGACAUACAAAAAAAACACUCCCACUUACGACUUCUCUUCUCGUUCGAAGAAACUUUCAGAGGGGGUUGAGAAAAAGAGUGUCCACAAAGAAACCAACAUGUCUCUGGGUUAUGCAGAGAAGCUUUCUUACAGGGAAGACGUGGGCACAGUUGGAAUGUCCGAGAUCUUCGACCCACCUGAUCUUUUGCAACAAAAAAUUGAGGAACUCGCUAUGCUGAUAAAAAAGAGUAAACACCUAGUAGUAUUUACAGGUGCAGGAAUAUCAACCUCUUGUGGUAUACCUGAUUUUCGUGGUCCCAAAGGAGUUUGGACACUUCAGCGUGAAGGCAAAGGUGUCCCUGAAGCAUCACUACCAUUUCACCGGGCAAUGCCAAGUGUGACUCAUAUGGCAUUGGUUGAACUAGAGAAAGCUGGUAUCUUGAAGUUUCUCAUUAGCCAGAAUGUGGAUAGUCUUCAUCUUCGAUCUGGAAUCCCAAGGGAGAAGCUUUCUGAAUUACAUGGAAACUCCUUCCGGGAACUUUGCCCUUCUUGUGGAGCAGAGUAUUUGCGGGAUUUUGAGGUGGAAACUAUUGGAAUGAAGGAGACAUCUAGACGUUGUUCUGAUGUUAAUUGUGGUGCAAAGCUCAGGGAUACAGUGCUUGAUUGGGAGGAUGCAUUGCCUCCAAAGGAGAUGAAUCUGGCAGAAAAGCACUGCAGGAUGGCUGAUGUUGUAUUAUGUUUAGGGACCAGUUUGCAGAUUACUCCUGCAUGCAACUUGCCUUUAAGAUCCAUCCGCGGAGGGGGGAAGGUUGUAAUUGUAAAUCUUCAGCAAACUCCAAAGGACAAGAAGGCAAAUUUAGUGAUCCAUGGCUUUGUAGAUAAGGUUAUUGCAGGUGUUAUGCACUUGCUUAAUCUGCGAAUUCCUCCAUAUGUUCGAGUUGAUCUUCUCCAGAUCAGCCUCUCACAAUUCUCUAGAAGUACAGAGGAAAGAUAUGUCAAAUGGACAUUGAGAAUAUCUAGUGUACAUGGACAGAAAGCUCCAUUGCCAUUCCUUGAAUCAGUCGAGAUUUCUUUUUCAGAUAGGCCAGACUUAAAGACUGCCAUUCUUCAUAAGCAACCAUUUCAGCUAAAAAGGGAGAUGGUGAAGACAAGACCAUUGAUAUUGGUGUUGAAGCUAAACUUUGGGGAUGGCUGUGGUUGUCCAAGCACUAAGAUUGAGUUCCCGGUUGACUUUGAGAUUGUGACAGAUGGCUUCAAUUAUGACAAGGAUGUCAUCUUACAGAAGCUGAACGACAGAGCAAUCCAAGAGGGAUGCUGUGGGCAAUAUGCAUCCAUAGAGAGGAAGAUCCUUACAACCCCGAGAAGUGAGGUCACAGUCUAUGCCAUUGCAACCAAUAUAGUCAGUUAUGACAAUCUUCUGGGAACCUCUAAAGCAUCUGAAAUCGUUCCUCAGAGUGGUGGCUAUAUGGUGAAAAGGCUCAAUGAGGACACUAAUGGGGUUGAAACAUCCCUGAAGAGACCAAAGGGGUGUUAACUGUCAUUUCUUUUCCUAUUAUGUGCCUUUUUUUCUUGGUCUAUACUACUAUAAGUAGAGGAGAGGAUCCAGAUUGUAUAGAUAUUCUAGUUGUAGUACUUACAGGCAGGCAUAUAUGUUUAGGGACUGAGUGAAUUUUGUGUAACCACACUCAGUCUCCCCAACAGUGGAUAUGUAGAAGGGGAAGGGGACAUGGCUGCCAUGGCCCAGUUUUGUAAAUUCUCAACAGCUUUGAAAACCGUCUUAGUGGAAAAAGGAUUCUGGAAUAGGUAGUUUUUGGGGGUUCCUUGCCAUUCUUCUUUUGUGUAUAAAUGUAAACAGCUUUAGAUGGAUUCCUUGAUA